AGGCGGCGGCUAGGCCGAUCGUGCUGCAGGCCGGCCGCAGGCCCAGCGCGCCACCAUGGAGCGACAGCCGAGGCAGCCGCUGGGACCGCUGCAGCAGCAGAGGCAUCCGAGGAGGAACGGGGGCUGAAGCCGCGGCCUCCGGGUAGUGGACCCGUGAACACCCGCCGUCCCCGAGCCCCGACUCCUCCUCCCUGCCUUCCCGGGCGCAGGCGGUGACCCUGCCGGACGAUGCGCGCCCCCGGCCGCCCCCGAGGCUGAGCCCGCCGCCCCGCGCUCGGCCCUCGCCCUCGCCGUCGCCCCCCAUGGCCUUGCCGGGCGCCGAGGUCGCGGCUGACAGGCCGGGGUCGCCGGCGCCGGGCGCCCCCGCCGGCUCCGCGUCGUCGUCGUCCGCCUCCUCAGGCGGCUCGGCCUCGGCGGGAGCGGGGCUGUGGGCCGCGCUGUACGACUACGAGGCGCGCGGCGAGGACGAGCUGAGCCUGCGACGCGGCCAGCUGGUGGAGGUGCUGUCCCAGGACGCCGCCGUGUCGGGCGACGAGGGCUGGUGGGCCGGCCAGGUGCAGCGGCGCCUCGGCAUCUUCCCCGCCAACUACGUGGCACCGUGCAGCCCGGCCGCCCGCCCCGCGCCGCCGCCCGCCCGGCCGCCGCCGCCGCGGCCCGGCUCGCCGGUGCACGUCGACUUCGAGAGGCUGGAGCUCCAGGAGCUCAUCGGCGCCGGCGGCUUCGGGCAGGUGUACCGCGCCACCUGGCAGGGCCAGGAGGUGGCGGUGAAGGCGGCGCGCCGGGACCCGGACCAGGACGCGGCGGCGGCGGCCGAGAGCGUGCGGCGCGAGGCCCGGCUCUUCGCCAUGCUGCGGCACCCCAAUAUCAUCGAGCUGCGCGGCGUGUGCCUGCGGCAGCCGCACCUCUGCCUGGUGCUCGAGUUCGCCCGCGGCGGCGCGCUCAACCGCGCGCUGGCCGCCGCCAACGCCGCCCCGGACCCCCGCGCGCCCGGGCCGCGCCGCGCGCGCCGCAUCCCCCCGCACGUGCUGGUCAACUGGGCGGUGCAGAUCGCGCGGGGCAUGCUCUACCUGCACGAGGAGGCCGUCGUGCCCAUCCUGCACCGGGACCUCAAGUCCAGCAACAUAUUGCUACUGGAGAAGAUAGAGCAUGAUGACGUCUGCAAUAAGACGUUGAAGAUUACAGACUUUGGGUUAGCGAGAGAGUGGCACAGGACCACCAGGAUGAGCGCAGCAGGCACCUAUGCCUGGAUGGCCCCGGAAGUCAUCAAGUCCUCUUUGUUCUCCAAGGGAAGCGACAUCUGGAGCUACGGAGUGGUGCUAUGGGAACUGCUCACGGGAGAGGUCCCCUAUCGUGGCAUUGACGGUCUUGCUGUGGCCUAUGGGGUGGCAGUCAAUAAGCUCACUUUGCCCAUUCCUUCCACCUGCCCUGAGCCGUUUGCCAAGCUCAUGAAAGAAUGCUGGCAACAGGACCCUCAUAUUCGUCCAUCAUUUGCCUUAAUUCUUGAACAAUUGACUGCAAUUGAAAAGGCAGUUAUGACUGAGAUGCCUCAAGAAUCUUUUCAUUCCAUGCAAGAUGACUGGAAGCUGGAAAUUCAACAAAUGUUUGAUGAGUUGAGAACAAAGGAAAAGGAGCUGCGGUCCCGGGAGGAGGAGCUGACGCGGGCCGCCCUGCAGCAGAAGUCGCAGGAGGAACUGCUCAGGCGGCGCGAACAGCAGCUGGCGGCGCGGGAGAUCGACGUGCUGGAGCGCGAGCUCAACAUCCUCAUCUUCCAGCUGAGCCAGGAGCGGCCCAACGUCAAGAAGAGGAAGGGCAAGUUUAAGAGGAGCCGCCUGAAGCUCAAAGACGGGCGUCGGAUCAGCUUACCUUCAGAUUUCCAGCACAAAAUAACCGUGCAGGCCUCCCCCAACUUGGACAAACGGAGGAGCCUGAAUAGCAGCAGCUUCAGUACGCCGAGCAGCCCCACGGUGAUCCCCCGGCUCCGGGCAAUACAGCUGACCUCAGAUGAAAGCAAUAAAACUUGGGGCAGGAACACGGUCUGUCGACAAGAAGAAUUUGAAGAUGUAAAAAGGAGUUUCAAGAAAAAGGGUUGUACCUGGGGUCCAAAUUCCAUUCAAAUGAAAGAAAGAACUGACUGCAAAGAAAGAAUAAGACCUCUCUCAGAUGGCAACAGUCCUUGGUCAACCAUCUUAAUAAAAAAUCAGAAAACCAUGCCGUUGGCUUCAUUGUUUGUGGACCAGUCAGGUGCGUGUGAAGAGCCACAACUUGCCCCAGACGGAUUGGAACACAGAAAGCCAAAGCAGAUAAAAUCACCGAGUCAAGCCUACAUUGAUCUACCUCUUUGGAAAGAUGGCCAGAGAGAGAAUCUGGUGGAACCUGAAAGCUGGGAGGAGAGAACCCCGGUGAGCCCUGCCACCAGCAUUCCUCAGGGGACCCCUCCGAACAGUCUGAGCAGAUCCCCCCAGAGGAAGAAGACGGAGUCUGCUCUGUACAGCUGCACCGCGCUGCUGGCGUCGGUGGCUCUGGGCCUGGACAUCAGAGAGCUCGCGAAAGCACAGGCUGCUGAAGACCCGUUGCCCAAGGAAGAAAGGAAGAAACGCGAGGGCAUCUUCCAGCGGGUGCCUAAGUCCCGAAGCAGUGCCAACUCCGCCACUAGGCUGCCAGCCGCGGGCGAGGGGGCCAGCAGCCCAUCCCCGCUCCCUCCGUCCAGCGCCGCGAACCUCCUGUCCAUGCCUUCUCUCUCCACCAAGUGCCUGCUGCAGACUGACGGCGAAGAUUCCUUCGAGAGCAGCACACACGUCCCUUGUGACCCCAAGGUGCCCAUUCCAGAUCCUUGCCCUGCCUUUGGAAGGAGGGGUCAGGAGCCAACCCCUGUGCCAGGACUGGAGACCCAUCAUGGUGUGUGGGGAAACCUGUCUCCUUCCUUCACAGUUCCAGCACGUGCGGGCGCAUCUUACGCUGCUUCUUCAAAAGAAAGAGCAGCACAUCACCGACGGACCGUAUCUGAUGGAAGUGCUUCUCAGCCCCCAGCUGGUGCAGCUCUCAUCUCAGCCCCCGGAGCCUCUGAGCUGCCCCCUGAGUGGGUUUGGGGGACGCCCCCCUCGCCGUCUGGACCUCAUAGUGACCUGCCAAGUGAGGUCCCGCCCGAAAAACAGAGAGCUGUCCAUGUGGUGCCUCUGCCUCGCCCUCCCCACCUCAGAAGCCAGGUAGGUGCCCCGAAGGCCUUCCCGCAGAGAACAGAGUCUCAGCCCGCACAGGCCUGCCCUGUGGUGGGCGGUCCAGGACCAGCCCCUGACUGUCCCCUCGGUGCCCAGGAGAGAACUAAGCCCCACGUGCCUUCCUUACUGGAUGCCGACGUGGAAGGCCAGAGCAGGGACUGCACGGUGCCUCUGUGCAGGAUGAGGAGAACAAGCCGACCAUCUCUGUACGAACUGGAGAAAGAAUUUCUGUCUUAAGUGCCUUAUACUGUUCAAGCAUUUCUUUUUUUUUUUUUUCUUUUAAGGUGAACAAAUGAAAACAAUGUGUCUACCUUUGAAUUGUUUUAUGCUGCUGUGUUUUCAAAGCUGUGGCCAUGUUACUAAAAUAGUAAUGGAUGUCUAACUUCUCCAAAAAUAUAUGUGAUUGCUGUUGGCUGACUGUAUUGUUAUUCCACUGGAUUCUUACCUAGCAACUUGAAAUACUACACACGUGUAAAACAAAUGUGCAACAGUGUAAAUCUAUGUUUAAGCACAAUUUUAAAUGCUUUGUUUGUUCCCAUUUAUAUCCUUGUCUAUUAGUACACACAGAAAUUGUAAUGAGUGCGCCAUUUUUGUUUCCUUCCUUCCUGUUUCCUUCCUUUUGUUUUCUAUUUUCCUUUACCUUUUUCCAUUUCUUUCCUUUUUUUUUUUUUGUUAUUUGUGCAACAAGAAGCCAAGAGUAAUGUGAUGUUAGCAAGUAAAGAUGUCUAUGUAAAAAAAAUUUGAUGACUAGAAUAGAUGGAGAGUCCUAUAUGAACUACCUAAACUCAGCAGUAGGCUUAUAAUGCAUAAGUAUGUCCAAAUCUCACCUAAAAUAUGCACUAUUUCUCUCUUUGAGAAAAUUUUACUGAAUGUAACUUGUAAAAGUUUUAAUGAAUGUAACUUCUAAAAAUUUUAUCCAUUAGAACUCCAAAGUAGAUUUUUCAAAAAGCCAGUCAUUGACAUUUGACUCAGACCAUACUGUAUACAGUUGAGAGGCGCUAACCUUUGUGUUCUCCCUGUAGAAAGGAUCUUCCUUCUUCCUUCAUCAGUAGCCAUUGAUUUGGUAUCCAGAAGUGCAAAGCUUUUCCUUUUGUCAUAGAGUCUUUAAAAAUUAAUCAAUGCGUGCGUUAUGUGCCGAAGAAAAUUCAUGUCAUUUAAUAUUAUUUUUCUCUAUUUAAAUGCAUAAUCAUCCUAAUAAUCUCAAAUACAGUCAGAAACACUGCAAAGUCAAGAAACAGCACUACGGUUAGAAUUGAAGUGUUAGAAUUUAAGUGUUUUAAAAUAGUAGUUAUUCACUUAAUUGUAGAUACAUGUUAGAUAUCUGUUGGGUGGGACAAACUGAUGUGAUAGAAUGGAGAAAUAUAAGUUAUUUUCAGAUGUGGGUUUAUAAAACGAAUCUUUGGAUAGCAGAUCAGGUUUUUAAGUGAUUUUAAAUUAUUUUAUGAGUCACUUUUAUAAAUCAUAGAGUUAUGAUACAAAUAAACUACUGAGUUAUUAAGCUACUGAAAUGGCUAUCCAGGAGCUUGGUAAUCUUGCCUGGGUUCUUUUGUUAAAUCUAUUAUGCUUCUCUCGCUAGAAUAUGGUUAUUCAGAUGACACACAAUAAGUAUUUAAAAUUUUCCCUACAGUGAAAAACUUUAAUUGCAAACAUUACUUGUUAUUUCAUUUAAAAUUUUACCUUGGUUAAGGUUUACUGAAUAACUGGAAGGGCAGUGAUUUAAUCAGGUGUGAUAAAAUAUCCACCUAUAGUAGAAAAAAAAGAGGAAAAUUAUAUUAUUUGGCCAUUUUAGAACCUCUUAGUCAUCUAACAAGUAUGCCACUGCAAAUGAUGAACGGAGCAUGAAAGGAUUAUUUUAAUAUAAGCACAUUUUGCCUUAAGGAAAUUCUUGAAGCACAAUCUCAGGUCCUUAAUUACAUUUUGUGGUGUUAUGGUCCAUUCUAUGAUUUGGCUUCACUUUUGGGUGGUUGUUGAAUUACCUAACAGAGAUUUGGUUUCCUCAAAAUUGUAUCACAUCUGAAACUAUGGUUGGCUACUUCAUACUCAGUCAUUUGAGGGCAUGUAACUUCCAGCUAAAAGUAAACGAAAUACAUGCCUACAGUAAUACAUGAAACACGAAAUAUAGAAACUGUGUUUUCAGUUUUGCUUCUACCAAAACAUCGUGUGUGUGUGUGUGUGUGUGUGUGUAUGGCACUUUGUGUGAGGGUAGGGGAGUGAUGGGUGUCCGUCUGUCUGGUCCCUCUACUCUGUUCCUGUUUAGCUUUAUUUUAGUCAACUCUACAUUAUGAUGAAUUUAGAAAUGAAGUUAUGUUGAAAAGAUAAUUGUCAUAUAAGGACUCAAUCUCACAUAUUACUGCAGAUAGUUAUUUUUUGCUGAGAUCUGUUGUACAUUUGCGAUUUUCUAUGUGUAUAGGUAUACUUAGCGGAAUCUGGUUAUUUAUUUUCACAUAGACUUAGUAGCUCACUGAAAGAUAAAUUAAGCUGAUUACUAUUAGUCAACAGUUAAGGUGCUCCCACUGCAGAGAUUUGAGGCCUGGGCCUGAUAUGCUGUAUUAUGAAGCUUUGUGACUGAAAAAGAUGUUUACAUAUGUUGUCUAUUUUUUUUAAUAAAGUUUUUUUUAUAGCUUGUC
Molecule: messenger RNA, 5842 nt
Organism: Balaenoptera ricei (Rice's whale)
Lineage: Eukaryota; Metazoa; Chordata; Mammalia; Artiodactyla; Balaenopteridae
Gene: MAP3K21
Product: mitogen-activated protein kinase kinase kinase 21
Exons: 10
Coding region: 303-3452 (1049 amino acids)
Biological process (GO): protein phosphorylation
Molecular function (GO): ATP binding; JUN kinase kinase kinase activity; protein binding
Source: RefSeq, a predicted model, not a curated record